ACCUGCUUGCAAUUGUUGUUGGUGAUGAAAUCAUCUAAUUUGAGAAGGUUUCUUUAAUUGUAGAAAGUGUAGAAGGGUUAGUUAUUGGACAAUCUUGGAUCAUAUUUGAUGUUUGCAAACUUAAGUGCAGAGGAGUCAUGCUAGAGUUAUGAAAACCGUUGUCUGUAAGUUUGUUACCUUUGCACUUGUUUGUCUCAUUGAAGGAUUGACUGUUGCAUUAAAUGAUAGAGAAACAAGGUCACUCGAUGGGUUUGUUCCUUAUGAAAAGAGGGCAAAAAAAAGAGAGAAUCAACACUGUGGUUAUCAUAUGAAACUCUGAACACAACGAGGGCAGAGCUAUUGGUUUGUUUGACCAAAGAUUGGUGAACUGUUCCAGAUUUGAAGAACAUUAUUACAGUUGCGUUUAGUGCUUCUAGUGCACAGAAAUGACGCAAUUUAGACUAAAAGCGAUAUUGCAAUAAAGCAAGAUUUUCAUGUUGGUGUAGCGUGAGGGUUUUUUCUUCCUGCUAAGGCACAUGGAGUUGAAGACACUCAAUGUCUUCAGUGUCGUCAGUGACAAUGCUGUCAACUCAAGGGGGUUACCAACUGACUGUCGCUUAAAGGGAUAGUUCACCCAAAAAUGUAAAUCCUUUUAUUAAUUGAGUAAUUUAAAAGGCCCUCAUGUCUUUACGAACACAGAAGGCCUUCGUUUAUCUUCAGGAAACAGAUUAAGAAGUUUUUGAUGAAUUCUGAGAGCUCUCUCAAAGUCAUUACCGCUAUCAAGGUCCAGAAACGCAGGAGAUCGGUGAAAUAAUCCAUGUGACAUCAGGGGUUGAGUCGUAAUUUUACGAAGCGGAGAGAAUACAAAAAUAGCUUAAUUAAAUAAUUAGUCUUCUCAGCAUCACCCUAUAGUGCAAUUCUGGAGAUAUGUUGUUCUUUGUCAGUUGCGUCACACACAGAUUCAUUGUUUUUGUUAAAAUCAAAGCAUAAACAAUGUAGAAAACAUUUGCAUGAUUUUUUGUUUUCUUUGCAUACAAAAAGUCAUCUUGAAGCUUAGUGAAAUUGUGGUUGAUGUCGAAUGGAUUAUUUUACCGCUCUCCUUGCUACGUUUCUGGUUCUUGAUUGUGUUAAUUACUUUGCUUUUAUGGAGGGCCAGAAAGCUCUCAAAAUUAAAGGAAAAAUAUUUUAAUUUGUGUUCUGAAGAUGAACAAAGCUCUUACAGGUUUGGACGACAUAAGGGCGAGCAGUUAAUGACAGAAUACAUUUUUUGGUGCCUUUUAACCUAGUUUUUAACUGGCUGUGUUACAGGAUGGAUCUGUUUGGGUGGAUCUGUCAUAAGAAGCUGGUGUGAGGUGUGGCUGCUGUCCCUCCCUAAUGCCUGUUUCUCCAGGCUAUGCACGUCUUAACCAAAAUGAGCCUAUGAACUCUCUUCGCAUCUCUGUUGGAGGGCUACCAAUGCUGGCCUCCAUGACCAACACCACCGACCCUCGCUUCCGCAUCAAAUGGAAAGCCAUCGUGGUGGUAGCAUCAGCACUAACCCUCGUCCUCCUCAUCUACAUGCAGCUGUUGCCCUUCCACCCCCAACCCAGAGGCAAAUAUGGUUUGAGGUUAAACCAUCAGGAGGUGAGGACGGAAGGCCGCUACAAUGACACAUACCCCCUCAGUCCACCGGAGCGCACGGCGCAGGGCACGCGCUACCGAAUAGGGGUCAUCGCGGACCUGGACACGAACUCGCUCAGCGACAAGAAGCUGACCUGGUUCAGUUACAUGCUGAAGGGUCACCUCCUGGUGUCGGAGAGUGGGGAUACAGUGGCGGUCGAAUGGGAUCAGGACAGGGUGGUCUUGGAAAGCCACUUGGCAGAGAAGGGUCGGGGCAUGGAGCUCUCCGAAUUAGUUGUGUUUAACGGCAAACUGUACAGCGUGGAUGAUCGUACGGGUGUCGUAUAUAAUAUAGAUGGACCUAAAGCAGUUCCCUGGGUCAUACUGCCAGAUGGGGAUGGCUCGGUUACAAAAGGGUUUAAGGCAGAGUGGCUUGCAGUAAAGGACGAGCAUCUAUAUGUGGGGGGUUUGGGGAAAGAGUGGACCACCACCAACGGAGAAGUGCUGAACGACAAUCCUCAGUGGGUAAAAGUGGUGGGAUUCCACGGAGAUGUACAACACCAGAACUGGGUUCCUAAAUACAAUGCUCUUCGCAGCGCUGCAGGCAUCAGCCCACCUGGGUACCUUAUACACGAGUCUGCAGCUUGGAGCGACACGUUACAACACUGGUUCUUCCUGCCACGACGCGCUAGCAGCGAGCGAUACGAGGAAACGGCAGAUGAGCGACGGGGCACCAAUCUAAUGCUCAGCUGCUCGCCAGACUUCCAGGACAUUAAAGUAAAAAACGUUGGGAUCCUGAACCCUACUCAUGGCUUUUCAUCCUUCAAGUUUGUCCCCAACACAGAUGAUCAGAUUAUUGUUGCUCUAAAGUCUGAGGAGGAUGCAGGGAAAAUCGCCACUUACAUUGUUGUGUUCACCCUGGACGGCCGAAUCCUGCUUCCUGAAACUAAGAUUGGGGACGUGAAGUAUGAGGGACUUGAGUUCAUUUAGAGAUUAUAUGAAGGUAAAUACAUGCCAAGGACUGGUAAAUACCUUCUUCUAGAUGAUGUGCAUCUAGAUGUGGACAUUGAAGUGACUUUACGUUGAAGAGUUGAAUGAUGUUCAAAUAAUGCCAACUGGCUAUUGGCAGCCAUUGCCUAAAAUGUGGUUGUGGUUAUAGAAACUAAAGAAACUAGUAUAUAUACCUUUAUUUUAAAAGAUUUAUCAGAGCCUUCAUCAAAAAAUAAAUAAAUAUUGCCAUUUUCAACAAUGACCAUUUGUGGUUUCACGCCAGUACUGUACUUGCUGUGUAAUGAAUGUAACAGAAUGAAUGAAGUGAUGGACUAUAGUUCAUGCAUAAAAUAGCUUGCCAUGUUGUUUUGUUGACUGUUUUUUUUGUAUCUCGCAUUUUUGUUUUUUACUCUCUUGAUCUCAAUGUCUUAAGCAGAUCAGUUACCUUUAAAUAGAACUCUGAAAUGUGACAAAAAUUGAAUCUUCACAAAAUCGACUUUACUUAUUGAUGCACCGGAUCUAUUUAUUUGUUGUUGCUGGGGUUUUUUUUGUUCGUUUAUUUUCUGAAAAUGACAGAUUUAAGGUUUUUUUAAGAAAGAGUUUAGUGAACCUCAUUUUAUUUUAUCCAGUAGUCUGAAUCAAUUUGUAUGGUUUUAGGGAUUUUGUUAAAAAAAGUCAAUAAAAUAAAAUGAAAACAAAAUGAAUCGCGU
This is a messenger RNA of Puntigrus tetrazona (Sumatra barb), 3278 nucleotides long. RefSeq names its product calcium activated nucleotidase 1a (gene cant1a). Lineage: Eukaryota; Metazoa; Chordata; Actinopteri; Cypriniformes; Cyprinidae. The record is from RefSeq and is a predicted model, not a curated record. Gene Ontology annotation, biological process: proteoglycan biosynthetic process. The transcript has 4 exons. Bases 1354 to 2568 code for a protein of 404 amino acids. Gene Ontology annotation, molecular function: UDP phosphatase activity; calcium ion binding; GDP phosphatase activity.